AUGUCUGAAGGUGACAUAUGGGAUUCCAUUCCCGACGAUGAGUUGGAAGAAACGAUCAUGGAACGAUUGUGGGGACUUCGCGAAAUGUUUCCAGAAUCUUUUAGGAGUCGUGUUGACUAUUCAGUGCGAUUAGGAAUUUGGGCCACUCAAAUGGGGUUUGUUUUAUUUUCGUUGUUGAGGUCUAUUGUUUGGAUUGGUGCGACUACUGGCUUGGUUAUGUGUGUUCCUUAUAUGAUUGAAAAAGAGCGAGCUGAAAUGGAAAAGACUCAGAUUGAACAGCAAAAAAAGUUAUUACUUGGCCCUACAAGCAGUUCGCUGAAGAGCAAACAAUCUUGA
This is a messenger RNA of Dracunculus medinensis (Guinea worm), 336 nucleotides long. The record is from the annotation of a GenBank genome assembly. Lineage: Eukaryota; Metazoa; Nematoda; Chromadorea; Rhabditida; Dracunculidae.